UAUAUUUUCGGAUGGUAGCAUGCAAGCAUACGGAGCUUGUGCAUAUGUGAGGUGGCAAACUGGUGAACAUGAAUUUGAGUCACAUCUGAUAGCAGCUAGAAAUAAGAUUGCACCAAUGAAGCAAAUGUCCAUUCCUAGGUUAGAACUAUGUGCAGCUCUUAUGGCUGCUAGACUAAGAGAAUCUAUAUUAAAGGAGUUUACAUGGAAGUUUGAGGCAAUUUACCACAUAGUUGACUCAUCAAUUGUAAGAUCACAAAUCCAAAAGGAGAGUCACGGAUUCAAUACCUUUGUUGCAGUACGCAUAGCAGAGAUACAAAUCAAGACCGACCCAAAGGAAUGGUGGUGGGUCGAUUCAACACAGAAUAUCGCAGACAUGACCUCUAGACCAUGCAAACCAGAGAAAAUUGGAAGAGAAUCUGACUGGCAAAGUGGACCCAAGUUUUUAACUUUACCAACUAAUAGAUGGCCCAUCAGGCAAACUUGUGAGGAUGAGUUAACUGACAGAAUUGGUAUUACCAUGACGGUUAAUAAUGCAAGUCAUGAGAAUUGUGGUAUACAAUUAAUGGAUGUUAAUAGGUAUAGUGACUACUACAAAUUGCUGAGAGUUACAUGUAGGGUAAUGAAUGUAUUCAAAUACAAGUCUUUCAAAGGUAUUCUAAGAACCCCCACAGUUCAAGGGAUUACAGAUGCAGAAAUAUUAUGGGUCAAGGAAAUGCAAAAGAGCAUGACUGAUUGGGAAACAAGGUUCAAAAGAUUGGGACCAUCAGUUGAAAGGGGAAUUAUAGUAGUAGGACAACGAAUUUCUAAGUGGUUGAAAGACAAUUGGAAUCAAGAAAAUUUCAUGUUAAUACCGAAUAAACAUCCUGUUACUAGAUUGUACAUAUCCUGUCUACAUAAAGUAGAUCAUGCAGGUAUAGAGACUACUUUGUGUAAAAUACAGAGGAAGUUCUGGGUUCCGGGAGCUAGAAAAUUAAUAAGAACCAUUAAAAAUAAAUGUGUAACAUGCAGAAAAUUAAAUAAGAAAGUGGAAGAUCAAUGCAUGGGUCAAGUGAGGGCAGAAAGGAUGAAACCUGCUCCACCAUUCUAUCAUACAGCAGUAGAUUUGUUUGGGCCCUUGACAAUAAGAGAUUCAGUUAAGAAGAGAACUUAUGGAAAAGCAUUUGGAAUUAUUUUUAAUUGCUUAGUGACAAGAGCAGUUUAUUUGGAUUUAGCUAUGGGAUAUAGUACUGAUGAUUUCUUAACCACUUUUCAAAGAUUCAUUGCUAUUAGGGGGGCCCCUAAAUUUAUGUAUUCUGAUAGGGGAACUCAGCUAAUAUCAGCUAGUAAGAAAGUAGAGACCCUUGGGAUGGCAAAGGAUAUUAUGGUGUGGCGGAUAAGAUCAUGUGUAGAUCAGUACAUAGAAUAGUAAUGCUGUUGCCAAUAGAAGAACAAGUUUAAGCAUAUGUACCUUGUCCAAUGUAAUCUAGUCCAUGGUAGUCAAUGUGGAGGGGGGGAGUGUAUCAUUAGUAUGAUAGGUAUAUGAAAAAUAAGAAUAUUUAUGUUUAUUUGAUAAUUACGGGUGAGAUGUUACGUUGCACAUCUCGAGUGUUUUUUGUUUACCCAUGAGCCCACGUAUGACGUUGCUGUGCGGUUGAGGCCUCGUGUGUAAAUCCACUUCGCAGGGAAUAUUUGUGUUGUCGACCUUUCACAGAAGUGGCAGUUAUUGGGCACAAGUUUUUACACUCAUGAAGUCAGUGUUAUGUCCAAUGGGCUGUGGAUUGGAUUUGUGCCGUAACUGAGAUUAUACGUGACGGUAACUACUGGGAAUCAUGGAUUGUGAUAGUGUGGCCAUUGAAGUUGAAACUUUGCUCCAAUAAAAGACUGUUGCAGCU
Messenger RNA from Penaeus monodon (black tiger shrimp), 1871 nucleotides. RefSeq lists its product as uncharacterized. The coding region runs from base 20 to 1405 and encodes 461 amino acids. The transcript has 4 exons. Lineage: Eukaryota; Metazoa; Arthropoda; Malacostraca; Decapoda; Penaeidae. The record is from RefSeq and is a predicted model, not a curated record. Gene Ontology annotation, molecular function: nucleic acid binding.